UCAUCAAGCAACAUCUCUUGAUCCAGUGGCCACUGCGAAAGACCGCCCUCUGCCUUCCUAAUCCUCUAGUCACCAUCACGCCACUCUCAACAAUGGAGUCAACUUCGCCCAUCGAGAUCGACUACGACCUCGCCCUCCGCGAGCUCGAGCUCAAGUGGUCGUUCCAGAAGGAAGUCCUCGCCCACGAGUUUGCCGGUUCCGAGGACCCUAUUGCCUGGCAGGCGCACUUCGACAGCUGCAUUGCAAAGGCACAGGCAGGCCCGCCCCCGGAGAGCCACGACGACAAGAUUCUCAAGUCCCAGGGCCUGGCCCAGUACAUGAUCAAAGGCCCUGCUGUCUUUCAUGUCGAGGUCGACGGCGAUAGUUUGUUGACCACUGGAGGCUUGGGCUGCUGUACCAUCCAUGUCAUUGACUCGCCCAGGGUUAUGGUCGAUGGACUGAUGAACGGCAGGGUUUUGUCGAAGAAGAAUGUCUACUACGACAGAUCGGCCGAGGCGUCCUCCAGCAAGUCCACCGAGGGCGAGGCCUCCUCAAGCAAGUCCACCGAUGCUGGCAAGUCCGCCGACGCUAACAAGUCCACCGACGCUGACAAGUCCACCGCGGCAUCCUCAAGCAACUAGCCUGGUUCGGUAUCGCUGCGCAGCAUGAGCGUGAGGAAGUCAUUCUUCCCUUGAGGUAGUGCUAUAAUGUUAAUGCACUAUCACAUCCCCUCAACACCUCGCAGCGACAACGAUAGCGCUCGAUCUCAUUCAGUCUUGGCGCAGACUACCUCAACUUCAAUAGUCAAAUCCGCCCAUCAGCAGCAAGAACCACGAAGAAUUUCACGCACAUACACCUCUUCUAACAAUCUUGACGGAUUAGAUCAAGGAAAGAAAGGGAGAAUUCGGGAAUGGGGACUAGCUAUCGAUGAAGGGGUGCAAGAGUUAAUGGGAAUGGACAGAGGGUAAACGUCAAGAAGUCAACCCUUGUGCCUACAGACCUAGCUAUGAUUAAAGUAAAGGGAAUAAAGGAGGAU
Molecule: messenger RNA, 1015 nt
Organism: Neurospora tetraspora
Lineage: Eukaryota; Fungi; Ascomycota; Sordariomycetes; Sordariales; Sordariaceae
Exons: 1
Coding region: 93-620 (175 amino acids)
Source: RefSeq, a predicted model, not a curated record